GUCCUUGCACCCUUGCACACACUCCACCGAGAACCAGAAGUCGGUUGGGUGUUUAUAUAAUGAAGAAUUAUGGGGCUGUUUGAUCGAGGUGUUCAAAUGCUUUUAACCACGGUUGGUGCCUUCGCCGCCUUCAGUCUCAUGACCAUUGCUGUGGGGACCGACUACUGGCUCUACUCCAGAGGGGUUUGCAAGACCAAGAGUGUCAGUGAGAAUGAGACAAGCAAAAAGAACGAGGAAGUGAUGACCCAUUCGGGAUUGUGGAGAACCUGCUGCCUAGAAGGGAACUUCAAAGGCCUAUGCAAGCAAAUCGACCACUUCCCUGAGGAUGCGGAUUACGAAGCUGACACGGCAGAAUAUUUCCUCCGGGCGGUGCGGGCCUCAAGCAUCUUCCCGAUACUGAGCGUGAUCCUGCUCUUCAUGGGCGGCCUGUGCGUGGCGGCCAGUGAGUUCUACAAGACGCGACACAACAUCAUCCUGAGUGCCGGCAUCUUCUUCGUGUCCGCAGGGCUGAGCAACAUCAUCGGCAUCAUCGUGUACAUAUCCGCCAACGCCGGGGACCCCUCCAAGAGCGACUCCAAGAAGAACAGCUACUCGUACGGCUGGUCCUUCUACUUCGGGGCCCUGUCCUUCAUCAUCGCCGAGAUGGUCGGGGUGCUGGCCGUGCACAUGUUUAUCGACCGGCACAAACAGCUGCGGGCCACAGCCCGCGCCACGGACUACCUCCAGGCCUCGGCCAUCACCCGCAUCCCCAGCUACCGCUACCGCUACCAGCGCCGCAGCCGCUCCAGCUCGCGCUCCACCGAGCCCUCCCACUCCAGGGACGCCUCGCCCGUGGGCAUCAAGGGCUUCAACACCCUACCGUCCACGGAGAUUUCCAUGUACACCCUCAGCAGGGACCCCCUGAAGGCCGCCACCACGCCCACCGCCACCUACAACUCCGACAGGGACAACAGCUUCCUCCAGGUCCACAACUGUAUUCAGAAGGAGAACAAAGACUCGCUUCACUCCAACACAGCCAACCGCCGGACCACCCCCGUGUAAAGACCCCGGGGAAGCACUGGCGGGCUGGGGGGCGGGGAGCCCUUCCCAAAGCAAAAAACAACAACAACAAAAACACAGACACACACAAAAAAAGAGAAAAACAUAACACGUAAAUUAAAAAAAAAAAAGAACAAAAGCUAAGAGGAAUCAACAAGUAAACUAACAGGAAAUGUGGAGGAAUAGAGAGAAGAAAAACUUUAAAAAAAAAAGUGAGAGAGAUAAUAAAAAAUUUAAACUAGAAAAUAAAUCUAAAAGAAAAUGCAUGAUUUCCCAUGUACCAUUAUUUUAACAUUUAA
Ochotona curzoniae (black-lipped pika) is the source of this 1337-nucleotide messenger RNA. RefSeq names its product calcium voltage-gated channel auxiliary subunit gamma 2 (gene CACNG2). Bases 70 to 1041 code for a protein of 323 amino acids. Gene Ontology annotation, cellular component: voltage-gated calcium channel complex; postsynaptic density membrane; AMPA glutamate receptor complex. The record is from RefSeq and is a predicted model, not a curated record. Lineage: Eukaryota; Metazoa; Chordata; Mammalia; Lagomorpha; Ochotonidae. Gene Ontology annotation, molecular function: voltage-gated calcium channel activity; channel regulator activity. The transcript is spliced from 4 exons. Gene Ontology annotation, biological process: postsynaptic neurotransmitter receptor diffusion trapping; calcium ion transmembrane transport; neurotransmitter receptor internalization.